Messenger RNA from Salvia splendens (bonfire salvia), 1648 nucleotides. RefSeq names its product translocon-associated protein subunit beta. NCBI's taxonomy places the organism in Eukaryota, Viridiplantae, Streptophyta, Magnoliopsida, Lamiales, Lamiaceae. The coding region runs from base 902 to 1486 and encodes 194 amino acids. Gene Ontology annotation, cellular component: endoplasmic reticulum. The record is from RefSeq and is a predicted model, not a curated record. The transcript is spliced from 6 exons.
CUUUCUUAGAUAUAGCAAGAAUUGGGGUUAAUUCUUUGGAAAUAUGGGGGAAAUCUGCUGUUUGGUGUACAUGUUUCAAUUCCGUUAGGCCCAAUAUUGUACAAGGGCCCGCACUGUUGCAGCCUUAUUUCCCCAUAUUUAUAUCAUUCAAAAUUCGUGUGUUUUAAUUGUUGGUUGUACUGUUGGACCAUGAGUUGGACAUAUAAAUGACCCUUUUGCCCCCCAAAAAAUCAAUUCCCUCAUGCAGUCAACCAAGUAAAAGGGUACGGGAUGGAAAUAUGAAAUUCAGUGCAUAAAACAUCUCUCCAAAACAUGUCUAAUUCUUAUUAACUGAACAUUUAUUUUAUUUCAUACUUGGUGGGCCACCCACCCUCAAAUCUGAUACAGUUUGUUAACCUAAUAAUUUCAUAUCAGUGAAACUGAACACACCCUUAAUGUGUGAUACUAUUACAUCCACAUAAAAAAAGGAUAACAAAUUUAAUGCACAUGUAAUUGAAUCCACUUUUUGUGUAUUGUUAAUCACAUAUAGAUUAACAUAUUAUGACUAUAUUAGUCAUGCCAUUUCUUCCAUUAAUUAGAAUUCAUUGAGGAUUGACCAUCUUCACAAACUGAUAGAAAUACUUAAUCGAAUUAACCAACAUAUUUAAUACAAAUUUCCCAAAAUAACAAAAUCUCGCUAGCACCUAUUAAAUGAAUAAAAUUAAUACACCAAGAUCACGUAGAGAAUUACUGGGCCAUUAAGGCCCACAGUUUCAAUAAUGGACUUGGUCCAUUUCAAACGAUAUAAAAUAGAAAAUUCACUUCAUGCCGACCUGUCCGUACAAGUCUGACGACUGACAGUGAAAUCUCCCUCAGAAAAAAAUCAGAAAACGAAGGAAUACAGUUUGAAAUUGAAGAAUCAAUGGCGAACUACUUCACGUGUCCGAUCGUCUCCGUCGCAUGCGCGAUCUCAAUCCUUUGUUUAGCUUUAGCCGAAUCUGCAAAUUCACCGUUUAUCGUGGCUCAUAAAAGAGUUUCUCGCACGAAGGUGAAUUCGGAUUUGGAGCGGUUAUCCGUCUCCGUCGACAUUUAUAACACUGGAUCCGAACCUGCCUAUGAUGUUGCACUCUAUGAUGAUAAUUGGGCUGAAGAGGUUUUCGACACUGUUAUUGGAAAUACAUCCAAGACCUGGGAAAAGCUUGAUGCUGGUUCCCUUGUGUCUCAUUCAUUUGAAUUGGAGUCGAAGGUGAAAACGGUGUACUAUGGGACGCCUGCUUUGAUCACUUACCGUGUUCCCACAAAGUCGAAACUACAGGAAGCGUAUUCAACUCCUAUUCUACCAUUGAGGAUUCUAUCUGAAUCAGCUGCUGAGAACAAAUUCCAAAUUGCAAAGAUGCUGUUGGCAAAGUACGGUUCACUAAUUUCAGUGGUGCUUAUCGUCGCCAUUUUCGCGAACAUCUUCACAUCUCCAACAAAAGCCAGUGCUGGGAAGAAGAAGAAGCACUGACUUGCCACAUUAUCUUCUGACUUUUCAAAUGCACAGAAUCUUUAGAUCGGUUAUACUUUUAAGAGGUAUAGGGGUUGGCCACAUUGAGUUAGUUGUGAUAUUUAUAAACAAGUAAAUCUUAACAUUUACGAAUUUUCACAGGCAAUAUUGAUUUACCGGUAA